CGUACCGAUAUUAUUUCAUGAAAAAAAUGAAGUAACUGUCAGUUCUUCACAAACAUAAAGACCUUCUAGUUAAGGCUAUUAGAGUUAUUUUUCAUAUUGUGUUUUCACUUUUUAUUUGAAAAACAGAUACCAUAGAAGGUAAUUGAGGUCACUUGGAUACGGGAAGGAAGUUUUCAAGGUGGAAAAUGUCACAACAUGCCAAGAAGUUGUUCAAUUAUGUGUUUAGCAAAGAGUUUGGGAGCUAUUUAUGCAGCAUUUUUGGGGACCAAUUGCAAAUUGGGGACUCCCCUUGGCUGCCAUAGCUGACAUGAAGAAAGACCCGGAGAAAAUUAGUGGGAAAAUGACAACUGCAUUGUUUUUCUAUUCAUGUCUGUUUAUGAGAUUUGCCAUCAAAGUACAGCCAAGAAAUCUACUGCUGUUUUCCUGCCAUUUUACAAAUGCCUCAGCUCAGACAAUACAGGGUAGCAGAUUUAUAAAUUUCUAUUAUAUAAUGUCAGAAGAGCAGAGACAGAAGUAUGAAGAGGAUUACCUAGCACACCACGCCAAGGAGGCGCAGGAACACGCUCUACUUGAAGAGUUGAAACACGAACAGGAAGCUCACGAACAUGCAGCAGAAUAUGAAAACACAGACACUUCAACCCCUAAAGAUGUACAGGCAAAGAUAGAUGAAAUUCUUGCAAAGAAGAAACCUUAAUGAUUAUAUAGUAAUAGUAAAAGUUUAGAAAAAAAAUCAGAAUCUGCUUGUAACUUCUAACUGCUCAGUUCAUUCAAGGUAAACCUACGUAAUAGCUAGCUAUACACAUACAAGCUACUUGUCAUGGACUUAGAAUACCUGCAUCUUUAUUUUAAGUCAGAUAUUUGGAUAUAUUAAAUUAAGAGUUUUUUUCUUUUGUAUACUUUUGCACAAACUUUGACAAAAUUAGAACCUUAUAAAUAUGAAAGCUUAAGUGGAAUAAGUGCAAUAUAAAAAGCAUACAGCAAACUGAAGUAUUUGUGUUUGAUCAUGAUUUAGUAUCUGUGAUGUGUGUAAGGGUGACUGAUCAGUUAGAAGUGGGGCAGGAUACCGGUAAUCAUUGUCUGUGAGAUUGGACUUUAUGUAUUAUUUUUAGAUUGCUCAUUUUGAACUUAGAGGGAGAUUGUGUAAAACAGUCAACUGCUGUUGUCACGAAUUAGUUUAAAUAUUUAUCAAAAUUGCAGAAAUUUUACCCCCUGUAUAGACAUAUCUCAUUUAUCUGAUACCCUUUCGUGCCAUUUCUCCACCUUCCUGAUAUAUAUUUCAAGUUUGUCAAACAGAAAUUGCACUGAUUCCUAAUUUCUAUGUAUAUUUUAGGUUUCUCGAUUUCCUUGUUUUGAGUAAAAGAUUAGUUACCUUUGUUUAUAGAGAAAUUGCUGUGUUGUUAUAAGGAUUUUUUAUUGUUUAUUAUAUCUUAAUGUAUUUUAAAUGAUAUUGUUACUUUUUCAUUUAUUCAGCAGUCCUGAAUUCUGUCAGAGAUUAAAGUGCCGGCUACUCGACCCAACGGUCAGUUGGCUCAUUGCCGCACCUUCUCGUACGAACCUGUGCUGUUUUUCCAGGGAACUGGACUUGGGAGGGAUUCAAAUUAGCUUAAUUGCAAUCAAGCUAAAAUAGUUCAACUCUAUUAAGGAGUUUUGAUAAUCUUAAGUCCUAAGACUCUAAUCUGAAGAUGAUCAGCUAUGUUGCUUACUGGCUGGCUAUUUUUAUUUAAUAUACAGAAUUAUAUAUGGAAUAUUAUAUAUAAGAUGAUCUCUGCAUUUUUACUUACAACAUGUGUUGUAGUCUUCCUUCAUCACAAAAGUCUGGAAAUGUUUUUUUAUCAUUACCGGUAUAAGUCUUUACCUCAAAAGACUGGCAUUAAGUAUUUUGUUUUUGCUUAGAAAUACUUACUUAGUUAAUGUCUAUGAUUGACAUAUCAGUAAGAAUGGUUUUCAUGGUAGAAAGUUUCUAUGAUUAUAUUCUGUGAAUUGUUGGUGAUGGUGUUGGAAAAUGAAGGGUAAUUGCUUAAUUUAAUCUCAUUGUAAGAUAAUAAGGGAAUGACUUGAUGUCAGAUUGUGGGAUUUGCAUUUGUUUAACAUAAAGUCUGAAAGUUAAGUUGUUUAGGCAUUGUUACAAACCUGCCACAAAUCGAAACAUGUAAAAUAUUAUACAAAAUAACCCACUUGAAGUCAAAAGAAAUGAUAAUCAGCAAAAUGGAAAGUGUCUGUUUUCUAGUGAUAUCACUGUGUAAUCAGUACAUCAAAUGCCUAAAUACUUUUUAGGUGAUGUGCAAACAUCUGCAUUGAUAAACAUGAGUUUGUUUGUUUGUCAAAAGAUUUAGGGAGAUUUAGCCUUUAGUUCUAACGAGAAUUUCAGAUCUGUUCUAUUUCACAGAUUUUUUUUUUUUUGUAGUUGAUUAUUUAUUUUCAUUAAAAGCACAUUUUGGAAUACUGAUUACAAAGCAGGUUUUAUAUCUUGUUAUGUAUAAUCAAUGAUACCUUCCAUUUAUAGUUUAAUCUUUUCCUAAUGUCAUAGAAUUCUUGUCUGUACAGGUAAUUGUGUCAUACAGUACAUGUUCAUAUUACUGUGUAUGCAUUGUUAAUUGUUGUAUACAUGUAUAUUUAGUUGUUAUAUGCAUUGUAUAUACAGGGUUCUUUGCGCAGCAAACAUAUUUCAGGUCAUGUGGUAAAUUUCCACCUUGUAGUGGUGGAGGAAAUUCCGCAGGCGCCCCUGCGGGAAAGUAUUUCAGUCAAAGGUGCCCCUGUGGGACAUAAUUUUAGUCACAGAUGCCCCAGUGGGACAUUAUUUCAGCCACAGGAGAGCACUGAAUAUAUAGAGUACAUACAUGAUAUGUAAUGUCCACCUGGUGUUAAGCGUAUGCAAUAUACAGCAAGUUAUAAUUAUUGUAUGUUUACAUGUAAGGCAAUUUAAUUCAUUAUGAAUGCAGAGUUAAUUUACUGAAGUAGGAAAAAAUAGAACGUAUAAACAGAAGUAUAUAUUAACAUUUAGUCAGUACGAUUGUAGUGCAAACUUGAUAACCAGAUAUGUGUGUACACAUAUACAGUUACUCGAGUGUAUUUUUAAUAUAAAUGGAAGCAGUUUUCAAUAACUGUAGACAUACUAUAGCAGUAGAUUGAUCUGCGAUGUAUUCAACUUGAGUUGAAUUUGCCAGACCUGCAUCAUCUGAGAUGAGCAAGUGUCAAGUGUGAUCCAGUCAGGUAAAAUCUACGAGAACAGAAUCAACAUUCCACAUCAAACUACUGUUGUAAUGACCCUUUUGUUAUAUACAUGUACCUCCAUGUCUUUGAAGGCAUUUUACAAAAAUACAAACUAUACCGUAAUGUUACGGGUAGUAUUUUAAAUUGGAUCUCUUUCAUUUAGACUAAGUAUGCCUUUGGAACGUCAUUUUUGUUUUUGCAUACUAGAUUCCUGCACUUUGUUUACUUACAAGAUUUAUUGAUCAGAAAGCAUAAUAAAAUGUUUAAAAUGAAUAAGAAAGUAAUGUAAUUAUCUGUAGCUGGAGAAUCUAUAUAUCUCACUUCAUUUCUUUUUAAAGUUUUCUGUUUGAGUCACGGAUAUUAAUGAAAGAAGUCCAGACACAUGCAUAAUAUUGGAUUGGAUUUCAACAUACAGUGUAGUACAAUACAGAAUUUGUUUUCUGCAUGUUCAUAUUUACUUGUGAAAUACAAGUCACAUCAUUUACUGCAAUUAUAUAAGUAUAUAAUAAAUGUGGUGACCUAGUACAUGUACACUUGUUUUAUCAUUUAAGAGGAGAUCAAUUUCAGUCCAGUAGCUCAUUUAUAAAUGAGAGAAGAACUUUUAGUCAUUAUGUAGGUGCCGUAAUCUUUAUGUAAUGUGCACUUCUCUUGUAUGUUAAGAUUAAAAUUAAUUAGUUUAGAUUAUGUUUGUAUGUACAGAUUACUGAAACCUUUUGCAUAUAAGUCAUGUGUGUAGAAGUAGUGUGUUGCAAACUUGAAGUUACUAGCUUUUUCAUGCCUCCACAAAAUGAGUUUCCGGAAGCUAUAUUGGAAUCUGUCUGUUUUCAGAAGAUUAAACAACUUCGACUAUACUAAAGAGAAUUAAAUGUAAUUUGAUACAAGAAUUUAUUGCGAUAAGAGGAAGUGUAGAGCACAAGAACCUCAAUUAUGUCUUGAAUAAUUUUAAAAUAUAACAUUAUGGGUGACACUUUGGAUUGGAACUCUCAUUUAAUAUGCCUUUCUCUCCCCUAAUUGUGUUUUUUAUAGACAGGUUUGAUGGUAGUUGAAAAAGCAGUAUACUAUAAGAUUCUUUCACUGGUUGUAGGUGCAGAUGGGAAUUUCCGGCCUCGAGGGUAACUGUUUAUGCGGUAACGAGGUUCCUACCGAGUUACCGCCUAAACAGUUACCCGAGAGCCGGAUAUUCCUAUAUGCACCUAUAACCAGUGACAGAAUCUUUUUCUUGCAUACCGAUAUCAAGAAAUAAUGAUAAAAAUAAAGUCAAUCAAACCGCUUUCAUUUUAGAACUAUUUCUUAUAGCAGCGUAUUUAAACAAAGCGCGGGAAACCGACGUCCGUAAACAGGAAAGACGUCAUGACGUUUCAAAGACAAAUAUAUGCACCUAUAACCAGUGACAGAAUCUUUUUCUUGCAUACCAAUAUCAAGAAAUAAUGAUAAAAAUAAAGUCAAUGGAACGGCUUUCAUUUUAGAACUAUUUCUUAUAGCAGCGUAUUUAAACAAAGCGCGGGAAACCAACGUCCGUAAACAGGAAAGACGUCAUGACGUUUCAAAGACAAAUAACAAUGUUUAGUUCUGGUAUUGUUUUAUCAGUUGCAGCGUAACGUUAUGAUUUUUUGAUAAAGUAACGUGUUUGAAUCGAGAAAUCUACCAUCAGGAACAAAGAGGAACUGUCAAGGUAUUGGAUUUUUAUUACGUUUUUUGAAAUAAAAUAUAAAUUACUACAUCAAUCUUCCAAAUAUGUGUAGUUCGUAAUACGUCUUUUAAAGCGAGGGAGUCAUCUUACACCCCGGGGUGUAAGAUGGAUUUUUCCAGCACAGGUAAAAAUACCGGAAAUCCCCGUCUGGUAUGCAAGAAGUAACUUUUUUCUUUUAUACAAACUUGCCUUUGAGUGGAGGUGUGAAUCUCCUAGUUAUUAUCAUAUAUAGCAAUUUUUAUUAGUCCCAGAUUAAUUUAACUGUUGUUCAUUACCUUUUGACUGUAUACUAUUUAAGGGUGUACAGUUUAUCAUUAGGUUAUAGUUCAAGAUUAUGAACUAACGAAAGUUUUCAUGAAAUAUUUACAAGGUGCACCAUAGUGUGUCAUAACAAAUAUAUAAAUUCAUUUUGUCAUUGAAAUGAUAGGAUGCUUUGAAUGAAUGAAUGAGUUGGGUUUUACGGCGAAUCGACACAAAAAGGUCAUAUAUCGCCGAUGGAUGCUUUGAAGUAGUAGUGUUUGCCCCUCCAAGUACUUCGUUAGGUAGAGGAACUAAUUCAAGGUUUGCGAGUGUGAAUCCAAGCAAGCCAGAAAGGCAGUAUUCUUUGUGAGCACAAAAAAAUCCCUCGCUUACUAGUUAUAAGUUUAAUGCCAGACAAGGCUCUUUGUGACCGUUCAAUUGAAAAUAGCCGAAUUUGCUCUCCACUUUUGGUUCUUGUGGAGAAAUUGUCAGGACUUGGGAAGAAAAUGAAUUUUUAAAAUAGAUCAAAAACAACAUCUGUUUCAUAUCUGAAAUACUGUCUAAAAAACCCGAUGUUAAACAAGUAGCUUACUAACAAAUUGAUAUGGUUACAUGGUGUUAUAUUUUUUCCUCAACUAAUACUAAAUUUUGCACAAAAGUUCAAAGUUAUACAAUACAAAGAAAAAUCUGAAAUUAAUGCAAUCUUGAUGAAUUUGGUAUAAAUUGCUUGAUAGAAUUAUCAGUCUUUUUGUGUGUCUGAUCUGUGAUGUACUGCUUGAAUUCUAUUUAUAAUACAAGGUAGAUUUACAGUAGAUCCGACCUGCUGUAGUUCUGUAUAGCUGAACUUAUAGAAAACUGCUUGUAUACAAGAAAGAUAUCCAGUUUUACUGCUUUAAGUACAUAAUUUAUAAUUUAGAGCACACAUGCUUCCAGUGUGUCAUUGAAGUUUUGUGAUUUUUACAGUGUUUAAGUGCUUUGAACUGUAAAUAUGAUAAGUUAACAUCAUGUUAUAAGUUUACCAAAUAAACAAGAUAAAACAUU
This is a messenger RNA of Mercenaria mercenaria, 6181 nucleotides long. Its product is annotated as mitochondrial pyruvate carrier 1-like. The coding region runs from base 248 to 694 and encodes 148 amino acids. NCBI's taxonomy places the organism in Eukaryota, Metazoa, Mollusca, Bivalvia, Venerida, Veneridae. Gene Ontology annotation, cellular component: mitochondrial inner membrane. The record is from RefSeq and is a predicted model, not a curated record. Gene Ontology annotation, biological process: pyruvate import into mitochondria. The transcript has 4 exons.